UUACUUCUUACAUGGAUCACCUCACACAUCCCAACAAUGUGACCGAGUUUAUUCUCUUGGGACUCACACAGAAUCCACAGUUGCAGAAAAUACUCUUCAUUGUCUUUUUGUUCAUUUUCCUAUUUACCGUUCUGGCCAGUCUGCUCAUCAUCAUUACCAUUUCCCUCAGCCCCACACUUUCAGCUCCCAUGUACUUCUUUCUCACUUGCUUGUCUGCCAUAGAUGCCCUCUACACCUUGGUCACCACCCCCAAAAUGAUCAUCGACCUCUUGUACCAGAGGACAACCAUCUCUUUGGAUAGCUGCCUGACUCAGCUGUUUGUGGAGCACUUCCUGGGAGGCUCAGAGAUCAUCCACUUCAUUGUCAUGGCCUAUGACCGCUAUGUGGCCAUCUGCAAGCCCCUUCACUAUGUGACCAUCAUGAGGCAGGGGCUCUGCUGCCUCCUGGUGCUGGUGGCCUGGACUGGGGGGGUCCUGCAUGCCACUGUACAGAUUCUUUUCAUGGUCCACUUGCCCUUCUGUGGUCCCAAUGUCAUUGACCACUUCAUGUGUGAUCUCUUCCCACUGCUGAAACUUGCCUGCAGAGACACCUAUAGGCUCAGAAUGAUAGUGGCAGCCAAUAGUGGGGCCAUGUGCUUGCUUAUUUUCUCCAUGCUGCUCACCUCCUACAUAGCCAUCCUGAGCUCCCUGAAAUCCCAUGGCUCUGAAGGACAGCGCAAAGCCCUCUCUACAUGUGGAGCCCACUUUAUGGUAGUUGUACUCUUUUUUGUGCCUUGCAUAUUCACCUACAUGCGUCCUGUGGUCACCUACCCUGUGGACAAGCUGGUGACUGUGUUCUUUGCAAUCCUAACUCCCAUGUUUAAUCCUGUCAUUUACACAGUGAGAAACUCAGAGGUGAAAAAUGCCAUGUGGAGUUUGUUGAAGAAGAGAGUAGUUUAGCCUGUUCAAAUGCUAAGAGCGUGAUGAUGUAUAUAAACAGGGAGGAUUAUAUCUAUAGCACACUGUGAAAAAAAAUUAACAGAUUUUGCAGAUCAUUGGUAGGGAAAAAAAGAAGUUCUGGAACUAAUGCUUAUUGAACACUAAGAAAUGGUUCGGCUUUUUCCUUGGUACUUCUGAUAACUUUUUUAAACUUUGUUUUUAUUGUUUACAGUAUUAUAAUUGCAUAAUUUCCUUCCUUUGCCCACCUCCACCUAGCCCUCACCCUCCUUCCUUCAGACCAUCAUGAUUUUAAGAGUAUAUGCACCCCGUGUUCAUAGCAGUGGUAUUUACAAUAGCCAAGAUCUGAAAACAGCCCAAGUGCCCAUGAGUAAAUGGCAAAUUAAUAAACUGUGGUACAUU
Molecule: messenger RNA, 1337 nt
Organism: Phyllostomus discolor (pale spear-nosed bat)
Lineage: Eukaryota; Metazoa; Chordata; Mammalia; Chiroptera; Phyllostomidae
Product: olfactory receptor 140-like
Exons: 1
Coding region: 12-938 (308 amino acids)
Biological process (GO): G protein-coupled receptor signaling pathway
Cellular component (GO): membrane
Molecular function (GO): G protein-coupled receptor activity; olfactory receptor activity
Source: RefSeq, a predicted model, not a curated record